Molecule: messenger RNA, 1019 nt
Organism: Astrephomene gubernaculifera
Lineage: Eukaryota; Viridiplantae; Chlorophyta; Chlorophyceae; Chlamydomonadales; Astrephomenaceae
Source: the annotation of a GenBank genome assembly
CGCAUCAUUGGCAUUGCUCGUGAAUAGCUCUGCCGUAAUUUGACCAAAGCUACCCUAGCUUUUGCAGCUCAUAGGCUGUAAGAAGACUACACAUAUAUACAUCAUCAUGGAUCUCUUAGCUGCUGGCUAUGGGAGCGGGACCGACGAGGAAAACGAGGAUGAGCAGCAGGCAGGACCAGUAGCCGCACGGCAUAGAGGCCCAAGGGAAUACUCCGAUGACGACAGUGUGGACAGCAGCGAUGAAAGCGUGGAUAGCGCUGAGUUACGAGCUGCUGAGGCGGCUGCACGGGUGCGGGACUACGGGGAAACGGCCACGUCAGGGCGACAGCCACAACCACAGGCGCAAGCGGUUCGGCCCCUCCUACCGUCCGCAUUAGACGUAUUAGACCAGGUAGAAGGCCCGCCCACCUUUCUCGACCCGGAGGCCAUCCGCCCGCUCGCCUCCUCCGCCCUGCACGGCCUCUCCGAGGAGGCCGCAGCGCGGCUAGCCGGGCAAGGCGGAGCAGGGGGAGGAGGCGGGCGAGGGGAGCGGCAGCAGCCCGGAAAGGACUUUGACAUCUCCCGAUUGGCGCCGCCACUGAAAGGCCAGGCCAAGUACGUGGACAUGGGCCUAGCGCAGACAAGCGAGACGCCCCACCGGGUGCCAUCAUCGAGGGGCGUGCCAAGCGCUACAAGGCGGAGGAGGGACCCGAGGCCACCCAGCAGUACACGGCGGCGCAGAUCGCCAUGAUGGGAGGUCGCGUCAACGACUUCACAGCUGCAGCCGCCGCCGCUGCAGCCGCCGGCGCUGCCGUACCCGCCAAGCCUGCUGCCGGCGGCGCUCCCUCGAAGCCCAUGGAGGUGUCCGAAUUUCUGAAUAAGGGGCUGGGGGCCGCGCAGCUGCCGCGCCGAAACCAGGACCGCAAAGACAAAGAGAAGGAGAAGCGCAUGCGCGGACAGAGCAGCCACUCGCACUGGAAGAGUGAGGCGGAGAUGGUGCUGCGGCAGCAGUUUGACUCGUGAUGUCGUGAGGAAGGGGG